CCCAGUCGCUCUUGGACCUUUUCACUUUUCAUGCCCGGGAGCGUUCGAUGUAAAGGGGGCGUUGCAUGAUACCGCCGUCACGCCCUGAGACCGUCACGUGACGGGCGUGGCUUGACGUGGGCGUGUCAGGCGGCUGCUGGGGAUCUUGGUUUCCGGUGCGGAGAGCGGGGCUGUCAGUCGGUGCCCGGUCAGCGCAGAACUCACAACGCACGAAUCAUGGGGAACAGCGUGGCCAGAGAGGACUUCGAAUGGGUUUAUACCGACCAGCCGCAUGCAGACCGCAGGAAGGAGAUCCUAGCAAAAUAUCCUGAAAUAAAAGCUCUCAUGAAGCCAGAUUACAACUUGGUGUGGAUUGUGUCAUGCAUGGUUUUUACCCAGUUUAUAGCUUUUUAUUUGGUAAAAGACCUGGACUGGAAAUGGCUCAUGUUUUGGACUUACGUGUUUGGAAGUUGCAUCAGCCACUCGAUGACUCUAGCUAUCCACGAGAUCUCUCACAACAGUGCUUUUGGUAACUGCAAAGCUAUGUGGAACCGCUGCUUUGGAAUAUUUGCCAAUCUGCCUAUUGGACUUCCUUACUCAAUCUCAUUUAAACGUUACCACAUGGACCACCACCGAUAUCUGGGUGGGGACGGCAUCGAUGUGGACAUCCCCACAGAUUUUGAGGGUUGGUUUUUCUGCACCCCAAUUCGGAAACUUAUUUGGAUCAUCCUACAGCCCCUAUUUUAUACCAUCCGACCUCUCUGCAUCAAUCCCAAGCCCAUUUCAAAACUGGAAUUGAUCAAUCUGUUAGUGCAGUUUGCUUUUGACAUUGUGGUCUAUCAUUUCUUGGGAAUCAAGGUUAUAGUAUACAUGCUCGUUGGUUCAAUACUUGGCCUUGGACUCCACCCAAUUUCAGGACAUUUUAUAGCUGAACAUUAUAUGUUUUUAAAAGGCCACGAAACUUAUUCCUAUUAUGGGCCACUGAACUAUCUAACCUUCAAUGUUGGCUACCACAAUGAGCAUCAUGAUUUCCCCAGCGUUCCGGGCAAGAACCUGCCUUUGGUGCGGAAAAUUGCAGCUGAAUACUACGAUUCCCUACCCCAGUACACAUCCUGGGUCAAGGUGCUAUAUGAUUUUAUCAUGGAUGAUACCCUCAGCCCAUACUCUCGCAUGAAAAGAAAACUGAAAGGAGAAAUUAAACAAGAGUGAUCCUAAUGGGAAUGUGUUUAACAGCCAGAGACUGUGUGGCCUAUGUCUGUAGAGAAACGCCUUGCAUUCCUCAAAAUCAGUUUGAAGCAUCUGCAGCCUAGCUAGUUAUUAGAUUGACUGGGUCAUUGCCUCCAGGCUGCUAGAUAUUCAAGUCGGAUAGCUGGGUGAAGGUUAGUAACCAGCCUGGGUUGGCAUAAUGACCUAGUUAAUAUCACAUAGUUUAACAGUCUGUACAACAAGUGGUUCCACUCCAGAACAGCUUUACAGUGGUUGCAAAACUGCAACUCCCAUGACGCUUUGCCAACCGGUAGUCUUAUUUGUGCUCAAGACAAUGUUUCAUAGUAAUUUAUUGUCUUUGCCUGGUUAGCCGAUUCUAUACCACAGUUGUGGUAAGUUAAACACCAUGACUAUUUGGUGUGGGAUGUUUAAUUUGUGCUACCUCUCAGAAGCAUUUCAGAUCAGGUCAGUUGGAUGUUAGAAGCAUAAUGUGUAAUGUUUGGUUUACAUUAUCUCUGCAGAUCACUGACUUGUUGUUUAUUUAAAGUGUGUAAAAAGAUGCACUGUAAUGACACCCCCCCCUCCCCCUCCCCUGUUUCUAACCUGUAUAACAACACCUGGACUUCCCAUUGUAUGACUUUAGAUUGGAUUUAGUGACCGAGCCACCUUCACAGGGCAGAGUAUUGGAGUCAGCCUCUCAAAGUACACAUCCCUAACAUUGAAACCCUUCAUUGUAUCCAGUCUUUCCACUUCACACAUUGUCAUGGGAGAAUAUCCAUCAAUGUAACAUGUUCCUCAUCCCUGGCAGGGUACCUGUCCUGGAGAAACCGUUGUUUGUGGGGUUUUUUUCUUUCCACUAAGAGGAAUUGUAAAGAACAGAUCAGAGAACUGCAAGUUUUAGUCAGACUGUGCGGUCUCCAUCUUUGCUAUUCUGACCUAAAACUUGCAGUUCGCUUGUUACUUUAGUUCCUAUUACUAAAAUGGAAACGGUGACAAAUCUGUUUAAAUUAAAUGAAGGUACCCAGUGCCUGUGUAUCUGGGAGUAGCGGAUCUAUUUUACAAAAUAUUCAUAUAUUAUGUUGAUUUCUUUGUCUCUAAGCACUAUCAAGCUUUAAAUCCUGCUUUUUUUUUUUUUUUUUUUUUUUUUUUUUUUUUUUUUUAAAAACACUGUAACUGUUUAGUAACCAUCUUGUUGUCCACCUUACACUCAUUGAAAAAAUUCUUUAGGUUUUUUUUGUCAAGUUGUCAGUAUUAUAAAAUAUUUUCUUGUAAUGACUUAUUAAAACAUUAAAUGAAUCCUUUUA
Molecule: messenger RNA, 2489 nt
Organism: Pelobates fuscus (common spadefoot toad)
Lineage: Eukaryota; Metazoa; Chordata; Amphibia; Anura; Pelobatidae
Gene: DEGS1
Product: delta 4-desaturase, sphingolipid 1
Exons: 3
Coding region: 217-1188 (323 amino acids)
Biological process (GO): ceramide biosynthetic process
Cellular component (GO): membrane
Molecular function (GO): sphingolipid delta-4 desaturase activity
Source: RefSeq, a predicted model, not a curated record